Messenger RNA from Scaptodrosophila lebanonensis, 717 nucleotides. RefSeq lists its product as uncharacterized. The coding region runs from base 145 to 645 and encodes 166 amino acids. Lineage: Eukaryota; Metazoa; Arthropoda; Insecta; Diptera; Drosophilidae. Gene Ontology annotation, molecular function: FFAT motif binding. Gene Ontology annotation, biological process: endoplasmic reticulum membrane organization. The transcript is spliced from 2 exons. The record is from RefSeq and is a predicted model, not a curated record. Gene Ontology annotation, cellular component: plasma membrane; endoplasmic reticulum membrane.
UUUUGAAAUUUGUAUAUUGAAAGUUUAAAUUUGAUUGUUAUUUUGUUUUAUGUACGAAAAAUCAAAAAAAAAAAUAUAAUUACAUUCCCAUCCCUGUUUCCGUUUAAAUUCUGCUCAUAAUCACAACUAUCCUCCACAUUCAAAAUGUUACGUGUAGAACCAUCUGAACAAUUGAUCUUCAAUGAAGGCGUACGAUGCGCGUUCCUAACUAUUACAAAUGUGGAUCCCAAGGCGGUGACUUUUAGGGUUCAAAGCACUGUGCAUUGCAAGUUCCGUAUGAGUCCCCGCCAUGGCACACUGGCGCCACGCGCAUCGACUAAGAUCAAGGUGGAACUGCUUCCGGACCAGUCCAUCUCUCAUUUGGGUCGUGAUCGGAUCCAAGUCAUGUGCAUUCCUGCACCUAGCACUCAAAUAGACAAGCAUGCCACCCAGGAUUUCUGGCGACACAACAGUUGCUACAACUGGUAUAUAGAGAAUCAUAAAUUGUGUUGCUAUCAGCUCCGACCGGGAGAGUCGCCGCCACCGAUUCCCCCGUCGAAGCUGCGGCAGUCACUCCUGCAUUUUGGCAGUGAGACCACCAGUGCCACGGGCAGUGCCAACCGUGCCACGGGCGCCACACGUGUUAUGGGUAAACGGUGGAGGUGAUGGUUAGAUAAUUAUAGAUAAUCUAAUUUGGCUUGCUCAAUAAAUUUUUCGAUAGCCCUUUGUCUACAAUAA